AUGUCUAAUACGGAAGAAACAACGUUUUCGCAAGUGCAAGCUACGUCGAGUCCGAUCGAAACGCAAACCUCGAUGGCGGGUACAAUCGAGCGUUAUCACGCUCACAUAAUACGCAGAAUGGAAUCGUUGAAAGCGGUGUUGGAUUCAACUCCUGAUGCUGAUGUAUCAUAUUUAAAAGAGUGUACGGAACAGUUAAAAUCCAUCGCGUCCUCCUUUGAGAGAAAAUACACGGCGGUCAUGGAAACCAGCAAUUCUGCCCAGACAGAGGAGGAAGAGAGACAGUACGCAGAGUUUGAGCAACGACGCUUCGAGUUAUCUGUAGUGUUAAAACGGCGCGAAGCGGCUUUGUGUGCGUCGGCUAGCGUUACGCAUGUGCCAGAUGUGUCAAACCCCAAAUCGAAAGUGCGUUUACCAGAAAUUCCGUUGCCUAAGUUCGAAGGCACGUUGGAAACUUGGCCGACUUUCCGUGACGCAUUCAGUAGCAUGAUCGACCAGCAUCCAAGUUUAUCCGACGUAGAUAAACUCAUUUACCUGAAACGCGUGGUGUCUAAGGAGGCCGCUCAAGUGAUCGAGGCAGUGGAAACCACAGCAGCCAAUUAUAACCUCGCAUGGGAACUACUUAAGAGUAGAUACGAGAAUAAGAAAGUGUUGGUGCGACGUUAUCUGGAGGAACUCUUCUCAAUUCCCUUGGCAAAACGUGAAAGCUUCGAGUCACUCACCAAUUUGCUUGAUGGCUUCGAGCGAGCCAUCAAAAUGGUCGAAAAGGUUGGUGUCGAUACAAAUGGCUGGAGUGUACUGUUAGCACACAUGUUGUGCGAUAGAUUGGACGGGAAUACUCGAAAGCAGUGGGAGAUACAUCACCGAAGCGUAGAAGUGGCCGAAUACACUGAACUAGUGCAAUUUUUGAAGCAGCAUGUGGUAGUAUUACAAGCAUUGCCUCAGAGUAAGGAACCGGCUUUAUCGAACACCCACAUCCAUCACGGAAGGCAAAAGCUGAAGCAGGCAUGUGCAACCAUGAAGGUCGAUCACCUGGAGGAAAAAU
This is a messenger RNA of Anopheles moucheti, 1042 nucleotides long. RefSeq lists its product as uncharacterized. The record is from RefSeq and is a predicted model, not a curated record. NCBI's taxonomy places the organism in Eukaryota, Metazoa, Arthropoda, Insecta, Diptera, Culicidae. The annotation marks the transcript as partial. The transcript has a single exon.